UCUGCAUGCUAGGCCCCGCCCCACCCUUUGCAGGACGUCACCGAGGACUGCAGGCGCCGAGCCGCCGCCGCGCAGCCACCAUCCGCGCCGGGCCCCCGCCACCGCGCAGUCCUCCAGGUCGCCGUCGCCAGGUAGCCACCGCUCGGGUGCAGGGCAAGAUGGCGUCCGCCGCCGACUCGCGCUUCGGGCAGAAGGAGUCGUCGGACCAGAACUUCGAUUACAUGUUCAAGAUCCUCAUCAUCGGCAACAGCAGCGUGGGCAAGACGUCCUUCCUGUUCCGUUACGCCGACGACUCGUUCACGCCCGCCUUCGUCAGCACCGUGGGCAUCGACUUCAAGGUCAAGACGGUGUACCGGCAGGACAAGCGCAUCAAGCUGCAGAUCUGGGACACGGCCGGCCAGGAGCGGUACCGCACCAUCACCACAGCCUACUACCGGGGGGCCAUGGGCUUCAUCCUCAUGUACGACAUCACCAACGAGGAGUCCUUCAACGCCGUGCAGGACUGGUCCACCCAGAUCAAGACCUACUCCUGGGACAACGCGCAGGUGCUGCUGGUGGGGAACAAGUGUGACAUGGAGGAGGAGCGCGUGGUGUCCUCCGAGCGCGGCCGGCAGCUGGCCGACCACCUGGGGUUCGAGUUCUUCGAGGCCAGUGCCAAGGACAACACCCACGUGAAGCAGACCUUCGAGCGGCUGGUGGACGUGAUCUGCGAGAAGAUGUCGGAGUCCCUGGACACGGCGGACCCCGCGGUGACGGGGGCCAAGCAGGGCCCCCAGCUCACGGACCAGCAGGCGCCCCCGCACCAGGACUGCGCCUGCUGAGGCCGCCCCCCGCCCCGCCCCGCCCCGGCCCGGCCCCAGCCCCGGCGUAGCCAAUUAUUUAUUUACUUACUUAUUUAUGGGCCGCGCCCCGGGGCCUGCACAUACAGCUCUGCCCUGCCCUCGCGGCCCUGCCCUCGCCCCUCCUCGCCCCUCCCGCCCCUUUUUUAAGUCGCCCCAGACACUCACCGGCUUGGAAGAAGCGGCCGGGGGCCGCCCCGGACGUGGGGACACGCAGCCCUGGUGUGGCCCCCAGACCCAGUUGUGACCUGCCUAGGAGGGGGGGCUGCUGGGGACCCCGCCCCAUGCUGACCUCAGAGUGUCACCCGCCCCCGAUGUGAUGUCAUGACCACAGCACCCAAUAAAACCAGUGACAACCAGG
Erinaceus europaeus (western European hedgehog) is the source of this 1200-nucleotide messenger RNA. RefSeq names its product RAB3A, member RAS oncogene family (gene RAB3A). NCBI's taxonomy places the organism in Eukaryota, Metazoa, Chordata, Mammalia, Eulipotyphla, Erinaceidae. Gene Ontology annotation, biological process: axonogenesis; regulation of exocytosis; protein secretion. Gene Ontology annotation, molecular function: GTPase activity; GTP binding. The record is from RefSeq and is a predicted model, not a curated record. The coding region runs from base 6 to 821 and encodes 271 amino acids. Gene Ontology annotation, cellular component: endosome; plasma membrane; axon. The transcript has 5 exons.